AUGUUAUUGAAUCUUGCAUUCACCAACGUCUGGCUCCUAGGAGCCUUGCCAGCCAUUUACUUGCUGGGCUGGAUCUUCUACACACUCACCUUCCAUCCUUUGAGCAAAAUUCCCGGUCCUUACCUUGCAAGAUUCUCACGACUGUGGUAUUUGCGCAAGAUCUGGACAGAGGAUGUUGAGAAGGAUGAAAGAGCUCUCCAUGCCACGUACGGUCCGCUUAUUCGCAUCGCUCCAAAUGAAAUUUCAUGUUCCGACCCCGAGGCUUUUACCACCAUCUACCGUUUCUCCAACGCUUUGGACAAAGCGCAAUUCUAUGAGCCCUAUAACACAACCGGCUUCAGCCCCCACGGUGACGUCUUUUCAUGCAAGAGUGACAAGAAGCACGGCCAGAGGCGCAGGAUCACUAGCAAUAUCUACUCAAUGACCAACGUGGCCAAAUCAGAGGAGUACAUUGACUCGUGCAGUGAUCUUCUCACAGAGCGGCUGGGCCAGUUCGCAGACUCUGGUAAACCUUGUGAUAUUGGCGAGUGGCUUCACUGGUACACUUUCGACAUCAUCGGUGAGCUCUUCUAUGGACGUGCGUUCGGAUUUCUUGACGAAGGCAAAGAUCAAAAUGACUGGAUCAAGUCCCUGGACAAGAUGAUUCCUUUUGUGUGCUUGAUGGGUGUUGCGCCGCCACUUCUCCGGCCAUUCAUCGGUCUAGGGACUAUGCUUUCGUCUGCUGGUAAAGAAAUUAGAAAGGGAGUUGAAAACAUUGGUGAAUCCUCUUCACGACUUAUGGAAGAAGCCUACGCCUCGCGUCUUGAAGCCCCUAGAACCGACAUGACGCAACAGAUCUUUGACAUCUACGAAAAGAACGGAGAAAAGAUGGACUACCGCUGGGGAGAUGUCGAGCAGGAGUCUUAUGGUGCGCUCUUUGCCGGUAGUGAUACCACCGCCAUUGCUUUCCGCUCGUUGUUCUACCAUCUUAUGCACAACCCCGAAGCUUACAGCCGCCUUGAGAAGGAAAUCGAUCAAGCAGUUGAUGAUGGUCGCUUGAGUAUGCCUGCAAGUUAUAAGCAAGCCAGCCAGCUCCCUUAUCUCUGCGCAUGCAUCAAAGAAGCUCUUCGUAUCUGGCCCGGCGCACAGCUUUCUCUGCCUCGAACUGUACCCCCGGAGGGCCUGACUAUCUGCGAUCAAUUCAUCCCUGGAGGUUACGUUGUUGGUAUCAACGCCGCCGUGAUGCAUUUCGACAAGAAGGUUUUUGGACAAGACGCGAACAGCUUCAACCCUGGCCGGUGGCUGAAUACAGCUCGUGCCAAUUACAUGGACAAGUAUAUGAUGGCUUUCGGUGGUGGCACUCGUACAUGUUUGGGCAAGAACAUUGCCCUCAUUGAGUUGCAUAAGCUGUCUCCUCAGCUUAUCCGCAACUUUCGGUUUGAGUUCUUCGACCAGAACAAGACUCAAUGGCAUACUAGGAACACCUUUUUUGCUCGUCAAGAAGGCAUUGUGGUGCGCGUCAAGCACCGAAAGCACUGA
Molecule: messenger RNA, 1518 nt
Organism: Fusarium sp. VM40
Lineage: Eukaryota; Fungi; Ascomycota; Sordariomycetes; Hypocreales; Nectriaceae
Source: the annotation of a GenBank genome assembly